AUGCUCCUGAUGAGGAUGCAGGAAGGAGUCGAGAAGAAAUUACGACAAGAACAGGCUGCCUACCGAAGAGGAAGAGGGGCAACUGAACAGAUUUUCAUCCUUAGGAAUAUCUUACAACAGAGUGCUGAAUGGCAAACACCCUUGUACAUUGGUUUCAUCGAUUUCAAGAAAGCCUUUGAUAGUGUGAGAAGAGACAAGCUCUGGAACAUUCUCAGGCAUUAUGUAUCAACACCACCAAGACAAAGCACAAAGGUCACCGACAUGAUUUCCAUUGAUGGCUUAGAAUUUGAAGACAUCAACUCCUUCAUCUACCUAAGUGCCACAGUCCUCGGAGCCGGUGGGUCACACGAAGACAUCUCACGCAGGCUGUCAAUCGCAAGAAGAGCAUAUGCCACUCUAAAUCCUGUCUGGAGGUUUAAGACAUACAGCAAGCACACCAAGCUGAGAAUCUUCAAGAGCUGCGUGAUCUCUAUUCUCCUGUAUGGCGCUGAGAUGUGGAGAGUUACAUCAACAGACAUGGAGCGUCUGGAUGUCUUCCAUCGAAAAUGCUUAAGAAUCCUUGGCAUAUUUUGGCUGAACACCAUCUCCAACCGUGAACUCUUUAUGAAAGAGCUAGAGAGGGUCCCAUCUCAGAAACGUUGA
Molecule: messenger RNA, 642 nt
Organism: Orbicella faveolata
Lineage: Eukaryota; Metazoa; Cnidaria; Anthozoa; Scleractinia; Merulinidae
Source: RefSeq, a predicted model, not a curated record